UGUAAUUCUUUUCACAUUGAUACAUUCACCAACCCCCGCUCUGAUCUUCCUGUGGGUCUGGCCUGUGCUGGAAUCCCAGGGGAAGGGGUAGAUUUAGAGGUCUGGGCUGGGGUCCAAUCUGGAAGGCUCCUCACAACUGACCUUUGAAGUUUAGAAAACAGCCUCUAGCGGGAAGAGGGAGGGAGAGGGGCGCGGUUGGUGGAAGCAUUGUGGUUGUCUUGGACUGUGGAGAGGCAGGCGGGGCGGGGUUGAGGGACCAGUAGCUGCGGAGGGCCUGUCACUCCCUGUGGGGGCACGUAUCUGGCCCCGGGAGGCACAGUUGAGUGAGGCCACACAGGCGACCCCAGAGCCCCGUCUUGCAGUCUUUCCAUUCUAGUGAGCGCGAAGGUCAGCGUUGCCUGCGAGAAGGGCUUGGUUCCUCGGGUCGACGGGGUCCGGGAUCGGAGUUCUAUUUCGCUCAGGAUGGAAUUAAUCCAGGCAAGUUGGGCCGAGUUAGGAACAGGUUUAGAAUUAGGGUUAGGGUCACAGUAGGGUCAGGGGUCGGCAGUAAGGUCAAGGGCGCCCAGUGAGGGCGGGGAAAGCCUGGCCAGUCUGAUCCAGACCCCUCCCUUCGUCCUGCUUCUUCCUUAUCCGCGCCCCCACCCCUGGCGCCCCAGCAUCCUUUCGCGUCUGAGUCCCAGGCCCAUGAACUCCCGGGGCGGGGCCACGCCCAAGUGCCCGCCCAUCGCCGCCUCCAGGGUGACGCCCUCUAUGCAAAUAAGCCCGUCACGCCCAAUCAGCUCCCGGGGGCAGGGCCGCCCGCUCCCAAGGCACCUGCGGCCGCGGGCCCCUGAUCUUCGUGCAGCCGCCGCGGGUCCGUGCGCCCAGCGUCCCAGGGCUCAGGCCGAGCAGACAGAGAUCACUCCACUCAGCCUGGGACGAUGGGGAGGAAAAAAAUCCAGAUCUCCCGCAUCCUGGACCAAAGGAAUCGGCAGGUAACGUUCACCAAGCGGAAGUUCGGGCUGAUGAAGAAAGCCUAUGAGCUGAGCGUGCUCUGCGACUGUGAGAUAGCCCUCAUCAUCUUCAACAGCGCCAACCGCCUCUUCCAGUACGCCAGCACGGACAUGGACCGCGUGCUGCUGAAGUAUACGGAGUACAGCGAGCCCCACGAGAGCCGCACCAACACUGAUAUCCUCGAGACGCUGAAGCGGAGGGGCAUUGGCCUUGAUGGGCCAGAACUGGAGCCAGAUGAAGGGCCUGAGGAGCCAGGAGAGAAGUUUCGGAGGCUGGCAGGCGAAGGGGGUGAUCCAGCCUUGCCCCGACCCCGGCUGUAUCCUGCAGCUCCUGCUAUGCCCAGCCCAGACAUGGUGUACGGGGCCCUGCCGCCACCAGGCUGUGACCCCAGUGGGCUUGGGGAGGCACUGCCCGCCCAGAGCCGCCCAUCUCCCUUCCGACCAGCAGCCCCCAAAGCCGGGCCCCCAGGCCUGGUGCACCCUCUCUUCUCACCAAGCCACCUCACGAGCAAGACACCACCCCCACUGUACCUGCCGACAGAAGGGCGGAGGCCAGACCUACCUGGUGGCCUGGCUGGGCCCCGAGGGGCACUAAACACCUCCAGAAGCCUCUACAGUGGCCUGCAGAGCCCCUGCUCCACUGCAACCCCUGGACCCCCGCUGGGGACCUUCCCCUUCCUCCCGGCAGGCCCCGCAGAAUAUGGCCUGGGAGACCCUCCACCGCCCCCUGGCUUGUUGCAGCCCCCCACACUGGCCCCCUGGCAGCCCUCGAGGGGUGAUGGGCCCCCCGCCGUGCCCUCCCAGCCCAGUGGAGGCCGAAGCCUGGGCGAGGAGGGCCCCCCAACCCGCGGCGCCUCCCCGCCGACCCCCCCAGUCAGCAUCAAGUCCGAGCGCCUCUCUCCGGCCCCCGGGGGCCCCGGCGACUUUCCUAAGACCUUCCCCUACCCCUUGCUCCUCGCCCGGUCCCUGGCAGAGCCUCUGCGGCCCGGGCCCGCCCUGCGCCGGCUGCCCUUGGCCGACGGCUGGCCCCGGUAGGAGACCCCUGGUGGCACAGGCCCAGGGCUCUCGCCGGGCACGACGAGGGCACGUGGGGACCCCACCUCCCUCCAGGCCUCUUCAGAGAAGACUCGACAGUGACGGCCCCCUCCUUGGUGGGGGCUUGGAUUCAAUCCACGCUGGGGGCACUCCUUUCCUUCUUCCUCUUUGUGUGUAUACCUAAAAAUAAAACGCGCGUGGCGUCCGUGGACCAGA
Messenger RNA from Cercocebus atys (sooty mangabey), 2243 nucleotides. Its product is annotated as protein MEF2BNB. Gene Ontology annotation, molecular function: protein dimerization activity; DNA-binding transcription factor activity, RNA polymerase II-specific; RNA polymerase II cis-regulatory region sequence-specific DNA binding. The coding region runs from base 921 to 2027 and encodes 368 amino acids. Gene Ontology annotation, cellular component: BORC complex. The record is from RefSeq and is a predicted model, not a curated record. Gene Ontology annotation, biological process: positive regulation of transcription by RNA polymerase II. Lineage: Eukaryota; Metazoa; Chordata; Mammalia; Primates; Cercopithecidae. The transcript is spliced from 9 exons.